Molecule: messenger RNA, 966 nt
Organism: Rangifer tarandus platyrhynchus (Svalbard reindeer)
Lineage: Eukaryota; Metazoa; Chordata; Mammalia; Artiodactyla; Cervidae
Source: the annotation of a GenBank genome assembly
AUGAUGAUUUUCAAUAACACCACAUCCUCCCCUUCAACCUUCCUCCUCACUGCAUUCCCUGGGCUGGAGCUCGCUCAUGUCUGGAUCUCCAUCCCUGUCUGCUGUCUCUACAUCAUUGCUCUCUUGGGAAAUAGCCUGAUCCUGUUUGUCAUCUCUGUUGAGCAGCGUCUCCACAAGCCCAUGUACUAUUUCCUCUUCAUGCUGUCAGCUGCUGAUUUGUGUCUGACCAUCACCACCCUCCCCACUGUGCUAGGGGUUCUCUGGUUUCAUGCCCGGGAAAUCAGCCUUAAAGCUUGCCUCAUUCAAAUGUUCUUUCUCUUCUUCAUCCACACACUGACAUUCCUGGAGUCCUCAGUGCUGCUGGCCAUGGCCUUCGACCGCUUUGUUGCUAUUUGCCGUCCACUGCACUACACCGCCAUCCUCACCAACAGUGUGAUAGGCAAGAUUGGGCUGGCCUGCUUGCUGAGAAGCAUGGGGGUUGUACUACCCACACCUUUGCUGCUGAGAUGCCAUCACUACUGCCAUGUCAAUGCCCUCUCCCAUGCCUUCUGUUUGCACCAGGAUGUUCUGAAGUUAUCCUGUUCAGAUGCCAGGAUCAACAGUGUUUAUGGACUGUGUGUAGUUAUUGCCACACUGGGUGUGGAUUCUGUCUUUAUACUUCUUUCUUAUGUCCUGAUUCUGAAGGCUAUCCUCCGUGCUGUAUUUCGACUUCCUUCCCAUGAUGCCCGCCUCAAAGCUCUCAGCACCUGUGGUUCCCAUGUCUGUGUCAUGUUGGCUUUCUACACCCCUGCAUUUUUUUCAUUCCUGAUCCACAGGUUUGGCCGGAAUAUACCAGGCUACACCCACAUCUUUCUGGCCAAUUUCUAUGUAGUCAUUCCACCUGCUCUCAACCCUGUAAUCUAUGGUGUCAGGACUAAACAGAUUAGAGAGCAUGUGCUGAAAGUAUUUUCCAGGAAAAAAAAAUAA